GCCACAGUAUGCUUGGAGUGGACGUGUACGCCGGUUUGGCUGUGGGCCCUCAGCGAAUUGGAGAGCGCUUCUACAGAGAUCGAGAGCCCGCCGCCCACAUGCCGCUGUUCCCUUCUACGUGUGACGGGGGGGCCAAAGCCCCGCCCCCUGUGAGGCUUUUGGCGCCCCCGGCCGUCAUCCGCGGCGAGCCGACGGCCCAGGUGCAAAAAGACGACGUGAAGAUGGACCUGGAGAACUCAUCCCUGUGGAAGCAGUUCAGCACAGUGGGAACGGAGAUGAUCAUCACCAAAAAGGGCAGACGGAUGUUUCCCGGUCUGAAGUUGAAGCUGUCGGGCCUGAACCCGUGCCUACGCUACAUCCUCCUCCUGGACAUCAUCCCGAUGGACAACUCGCGCUAUCGCUUCCAAGGAGGCGGAUGGCAGGCUGUGGGCGGGGCCGAAGCCAGGCUGCCGGACCGCGUGUUCAUCCACCCGGAUUCCCCCGCCACCGGUGCUCACUGGCAGAGCCGCGCCAUCUCCUUUCACUCUGCCAAGCUCACCAACAACACGCUGGACACGCAGGGACACAUCAUCCUCCACUCACUUCAUCGCUACCAGCCUCGAGUUCACGUGAUCGAGGCCAGGGACAUGCUGAGUUGGGGCGGAGGGCAGCACUCCUUUGUCUUCCCCGAGACCCAGUUUGUCACCGUCACUGCCUACCAGAACAGCAAAAUCACAGAGAUGAAGAUCAACUGCAACCCCUUUGCCAAAGGAUUCCGGGAGGAAGGCAUGAAUAGCAAAAAACAAAGAGAAGCAAGACAGAAGCGAAAACUAGCGGACAUGACGGAAACCGUGGCUAUAGGGAACUGCGAUGCAUGUGACUCCACUCAGCACCUUCCCACUGUCCCCGCCGCCACCCCCAACAUGAGCGGAGCAGACCUGCAGGCCCUGGCUUUGGCCACUCUGCACCCCCUGCAUGCUGAGCCCUCGUGCGGGUUUACCCCAGAGGACGGCGCCUUCCGGGGCAGUCUCGUCCCAGAGCCGCCUCUGGACCUCGACGAGGCUUUCAUGGCCUCCCAGAUUCCAGACAUAAGUCUCUCCAUGAGUGCCGGGAUGCAAGGCACGGCAGGAAGUGAGGUCACAAAUGCACUGGUUGAAUGUUGCGACUCCUUGGGUGAGACGGCAUUCACCUCCACCUUCCCCGCAUCUCAGGCCAGCUCGCCCUCCACCUUCGCCUCAAACCCAUCUGAGCCUGCCGUGGACUACCCCGCCGUCCUUUCCUCCUCCCCCACCCUCUCCGCCACCACCUCACCCUCUUUGCAGCAGAGCGCCUUCACCUUCCCCACUCCACCCGACUCCUCCUCCUCCUCCUCUUCACCCUCCUAUCAAACCGAAUCGCCCUCCAACCCGGAAGCCGACGGCUCUCUUUCCUCAUGUCAGUCCCAGCGCCAAAUGUCCCUGCUCAUGCAGCAAGAUGACAGCCCCCCUCCCUCUCAGCAAACUUCGGAAGCCUUCAUUUAUCCAAACGGCCUGCCUUCGAACCCACAGCUGCAGCCCCCACCGGGUGCCCCCCCAGCACCAUUCGCUUUACCGCCACCCGCGCAGAUGCAGAGCCUGUCCUUCCCAAGCCAUUUCUCCAAUAUGAGCCCACCGCAUCAAGCCUCCGGCCUCUCCGUGGCCUUCCCCCGCCCAUCUUGCGCCCUGCCUUUCCCACCUUCCUCUUGCUUCGCUUCCACUCCUCACCCUCCAAACCUGAACAAUGGGACCCCCUCGCACGCCUCGGUGGAGCUGGGCGCCAUCCCCCAGUACCGCUCGGACAUGAUGCUGCACCACCCCUCCCUGCUGCCCCAGCUGGAGCCAGCCCUCCCCAUCCCGCCUGCCGCCCCAACCAUGUACCCGGGGGCCUUUUCCUCCUACCCGAUCCGGCUACGGCAGGACCCUCACCCAUCUCUCAGCAUCCCCCUCAGGCCACUCUACAGACACCAGCAGGGUCCUUCCUGGAUGUGA
This is a messenger RNA of Hippocampus zosterae (dwarf seahorse), 1985 nucleotides long. RefSeq names its product T-box transcription factor 6 (gene tbx6). Gene Ontology annotation, molecular function: RNA polymerase II cis-regulatory region sequence-specific DNA binding; DNA-binding transcription factor activity, RNA polymerase II-specific. Gene Ontology annotation, biological process: heart looping; vasculogenesis; positive regulation of DNA-templated transcription. Gene Ontology annotation, cellular component: nucleus. Lineage: Eukaryota; Metazoa; Chordata; Actinopteri; Syngnathiformes; Syngnathidae. The transcript is spliced from 8 exons. The record is from RefSeq and is a predicted model, not a curated record. Bases 9 to 1985 code for a protein of 658 amino acids.